Molecule: messenger RNA, 5621 nt
Organism: Lates calcarifer (barramundi perch)
Lineage: Eukaryota; Metazoa; Chordata; Actinopteri; Centropomidae
Gene: map7d3
Product: MAP7 domain containing 3
Exons: 20
Coding region: 16-2631 (871 amino acids)
Biological process (GO): microtubule cytoskeleton organization
Cellular component (GO): microtubule cytoskeleton
Source: RefSeq, a predicted model, not a curated record
UACAACUACUCUUUGAUGUCCACGUCCCCGUGGUGUCCGAGUUCUACCGGCUGCGAUGUGUUACGCGCCCCUGCUUUAGAAAAAACAGAGAAGGAAAACUUCAUAGAAAUGGCGGAGGGUGCAACGACUCUCAAAGGCUUGCGAGCCCAAAUGGCUGCAGCUGCACAGGCACAAGCUGAGGAGCGGCGCAGCCUGGCAGGGAACAGUCCAGGACCUACAACCAACACACCAGCUAAACCUCAAGGGUGUAGGCCAGUCCUUGACGGCGCCACACUAAGAAUAGACGACCGACUGCGAGUGGCAAAAGAGAGGCGAGAGGAGGCAGAGAGACAACAGGCUUUGCGAGAGUCUCAGAUCAUGGAGCGGGAGCGCAAGGCCAAGCUGCAGGUGGAGCGUCAGAUGGAGGAGCGUCAGAAAAAGGUUGAGGAACAGCGAAGGAAGGAGGAGCAGAAACGAUUGGCUGUGGAGGAGAAGAGGAAGCAGAAACAGGAAGAGGAAAAGGAGCACUAUGAGGCGGUGAUGCGGCGGACAUUGGAACGUAGUCAGAGAGUGGAGCAGAGGCAGAAAAGAUGGUCUUGGGGAGGACUGUCCACAGACUCCGAUGGACGAACAGGAGACUCUGAUGCCAGCGCCUCAUCUCCAGUAACUAUAGUUAUCUCCCCUGCCUCACCAGAAAAGCCACCAAGGAGUCGACAAGUGGACAAGCGCUCCACAUCCACCAUGAACCUGAAGCAGCCGUCCGAGGCUGGCAUCAGCAAACGCCUAUCCUCUUCCUCUGCCACCCUCAUCAAAUCUCCUGACAAAAGUGUUAAGCCAAGGAGUUCGUCUUGUAACCGGUUGCCUAGCAAUGGCAGUGCCAGUAAGGAAGACGGCAAAAAGCUUGUGGAACAGACAGGCCGUUCCGUGAAGAAGAGAAGUUCCUCCCUCACUCGAGUAAGUGUGGGCAGAGCACAGACCCCUGCCAAGCCUGAUAAGGGGACAACGGAUGAUCAAGCUCGCAGGCCUCCGGCCGGUACUGUGGAUGGAGGGGUCCUUAGUCGCCUGCUCACCCCCACCCAGGCCUCACUAGCUAGGAGCAAGAGCGCCGCUGCCCUGUCCGCUGAAGGAACAGAUGCUCCAGAGUGUCACCUGUGUCCUCGCUCAGCCUCUGCGAGUCCCCUGCACCCACCGCGUGGACCUGUGCGCAGCCGUAGCAUUGACCGGCAGAAGAGCGGCAUGACCACGUCUGUUUCAGCUGACGGAGCCCUUGACCCUUCACUGAAGGACAAGCCGUUAACAUCACCUGGGGGGCAACGUCCCGCCUCCCCAUCCACCACCCUGGGACGCAACCGCUCACCGUCCCCAGCCCCCAAUCCAGCUCCAAAGAGGACCCCCUCACCGGCAGCAGCCAAGCAAAGUUCCAAAACACGCCCACCCUCACCUGGUGCAAUGAAACAGCGUCCCCCAUCGCCCCAACCUACAUCAGCCAAACCCCCACCCAUCCAGAAACCAGCACUCACUCCAACAGGGCCCCCUACUUUGCGAAAGAGAGACUCAAAGUCCAAGGAGCUGUGUUCUGUCCAGGCUGUGGCUCCUCAGUCCUCUGACACCAGCAAAACCAAAGACAAAGAUGACUCUAAGGCCUCGACGGGCACCAACUCAGCUGCUGAGGCAGCCAAGAUCCUGGCGGAGAAUCGCAGACUGAUGCGAGAGCAGAAGGAGAGAGAGGAGCAGCUCCGGGUACAGAAGGAGGAAGAGGAGAGGCUGAGAAAGGAAGAAGAAAAACGUUUAGCAGAGGAGGCUCGACUAAAGCGCCUGGAGGAGGAGAAGAAGCUUGCAGAGGAGAGAAAACUGAAAGAAGAAGAAGAUGCCCGCCUGGCAGAGGAGGAGCGGGUGAGGCUGGCAGAAGAGGAGGCACUGAAACAGGCUGAGCUCCAGAGGGAACGGGAGGAGGCCGAGGCCAAAGCUCAGGAGGAGGCAGAGAGAGUCCGUCAGGAGAGAGACCGCAUCAUGCAGCAGAACCAGCAAGAACGAAUGGAGAGGAAGAAGAGAAUUGAAGAAAUAAUGAAGAGAACUAGAAAAGGGGACCCAAGUGACCUGAAGAGAGAUGAUGAUAAAUGCUCAGAUGAGAAUGGAGAUGAGGGAGGGGACCAGAAAAACUGUGAAACCAAGAUUGACGGCCUAGCCCAGGUGGAUGACAUCGCCGGGGAGACUGACAGAGAUGAGUGCAGUCUGUCUUCUGGCGAGCCGGUGAAACAAGAGGGGCCCCUGGGCAGUGUCAACGGAAAAUCAGAGACUGAUGACAAGGAGAAUAACAAUGGCAUAAGCACAGACGAGACUCAGGCAGUAAGCCCAGUUCCUAAAGGCCGCCUUGUCGAGGGUUCAGAGUUCCUGAAUGAACAGGACUCAGCCAAAGUGGGGCUAGUCUCGAGUCUGAAUGGUAAAUCCAACCAGUGGAGCUUUGAGGAACUCAUUGACCUCAACGUUCACUCUAAGACUCGGCCCCUCAUCGAGGCAGAGGACUGUAACCAGGUCUUGAUCAACUGUGAUGGGAGCUCAGAUGGGACCAGGGUAGCCUUCGAGGACAAGGGAACCCCUGUCAACACCCUGCAUUCCCCUAAUCAGCCCAUAGAGGCCCUUUCAGAGAUUUGAUGCUGCAGCUGUCACUGAGAAGCCUCUCACUGUUGCACUCCUAAAGUUCCUGUCCAGCUGAGCUCCUUUAAAAAAAAAAAAAUCCUCUACCAGUUCCAAACAUCUUCCUCCUCUUUGUCCUUCUCCUCUUCCAGAGGAAGAAGCACAAGGUGAAGUGGAAAGACCACCCUAAGUGCUACAUUUCCAGCCUACAUGAUGAGGAAACAAUUAUAUUAAAAUUAUAUAUUAAAGAACGUUAUUCUUCAGGGAAAUUCCAUAUAUUCCUUCAAUGUACUUGCUUCAGGUCUCUUUCCUCUUCGUCUUGUGUUUAGUUCUUCUCCAGAUGUUUUUUUUUCUAUGUUGUGUCCAAUUUUGAUGAUGUUUUUUAAGAGCGUUGUCUUUGUCAGGGGUGCGUUGUUGUAAUUUAUUAAUUUUGGCUUCUUUGUUAUUGUAAUUAUUGUUAUUAUAUGUCUAGUUUUUUUUCUCUUCUAAGAGAAUAUUCCAGGACACAUGCACGUUAGGCUACGUGAAUAUGAGGAAAAUAUUGUGAGUUAAUGGAAGGAACGUUAUUACACUCGGUUCUGUUGGGGGGGGGGGGGGGGUUUGCAUGUGAUUCAUCUAAAUUUACUUGACCGGCUGUUUUUUGCAGCAUCCAGCAAUAUGGCCUUACCAUUUUUCCCCCCAACUUCUAAUUUUUAAGUGUGAAUAUACUAAAUUGUUUGUGCUGAAGCUCAUACACGCACAGGUUAGCAGCCUCACAUCAUGUGCUUACAGUUUGGGGGGCAGGGGGGGUUGAUUCUGUAUUCAUACUCUUUAUCAGAUCUCUUCACACACCUGUCUCCCAGCUUCCAGCUUUCUCUCCCUGUGUUUCCUUCUUCUUCUUCUCCACUAGAGGGAUUCAGGAGCAGAGCUGUUACAUUUGAUGCUGAGGAGUGUUGAGAUUAAAGACAACACUGUAGUGAAUUCACAUGUUCGGUGAAGUAGGAGCAGUUUGUUGAUUUAGGGCUCACGGUCCAUUUAGGUUUUAUUUUUUACAUAUGUAUAUAGACUGUAUGUUUACUAACAUCAUUGUAAUUUACAGAAUUUGAGUUGCAUCCAGUUUUAGUCUCAUCUAAAGUGAUGACUCCACCGACUGCAUCUGUUUCACUGUUUAGAUAACCCUAACUGUGACGCACCACCUUAACACAGGCGAAGUCCAUUAGUUUCAUUCAUAGCUGCCUCAGAACUUCUUAAGGUAGCAUGUGUUUGUUACUGAACUGAACUUGAAUGUUUGGCUGUUCUGUCAUGAUAUCCAGAGUUCACCUUUACUGAAACUAGAAAUCAGGUUUUCAAUUAUCUGGUUUUAAUUUGAGCUUUACCAACACAUCCACACACACACACCUCCAUCCAUCCCAUCCUCCAUCAUUAAUUCCAUUUCUUUUCCUACUAAUAUCCUUCUUAAAAUUCCUGUCAAACUAGCUGCUGCAUCUGACAAAAUGCAUUUCAACUAUUUUUUAUAAUAUAAAAUUUGGCUGUUUGUUUAUAUCUGAAAAUACAUUUCUACAUAUAUUUAAGUGUUAUUGUAUUGUGUAUAUAAUCAGUAUUAGGCAAGUGAAGCCAUGUUUAGGAGGGAGUGGUGUCAGGAUGUGGAUAAUUGAAGUCUCUGUGUAUGUGCUAUAAGUUUAAUGUUUCUGUUCUUGACACGGGCCCUGUGACAGCGUAGUCAGGUUAGGUUUGGGCAGCCUGGAAAGUCAACAUUUACAUGAAGCCCUCUUCCAUGAGAGCUCUGCAAAACAAGGGCCCAAGUGGGGACCCUCUACACGUUUCUCAAAAUAUGGUGUGUGUGUGUGUGUGUAUAUUUGAGAGCUUUCAGUCCUGUAUCUCCAAGCCCUAGUUUUUGAUAUCACCUCACUAAGACUAAACAAGUUGACAUUUUGAUGGUGAGCAGAGCUCUUACAGCCCUCAGUGACGUGUCUGACCCAUGAAAACAGUCGUAGCUGUGCCUAUGUUUUAUAUAAUGUCAAAGGAUGUUGGUCUGGUUGGCAUAUCAGCCCAGUUUGCAACCAUUCUCCUUUGUAGCAUGAGGCAGGGCACAUCCACUAAACAGAAUAUGACAUGGGGCAGACUUUUUUUCCAUAUUGUUUUCUGUGUGUUCUGCGUUUUUUAAUUAACUCUAUUGAAAUCUUGAAAUUCCCCAUGCUUGAAUAAUCCAAGCAUAAAGUUUGGGGACCUUGAUUUUUGCCUUGUUCUCUGCUGUCUAACUAAAAUCUCUUUGUAUAUAAAGACUAAGGGGCUUUUAGAUCUUAGCUUUGAUUAGUAAGCUCAAAGAAUGUUAACAGACUCCAUAAACCGUCCUCCAUUAUUUACCAUGUCUCUCAAAGCUGCUGGCUUUUAGCUUUCAUACAUUAUCCAUCUAGAAAACAGGACACUCUUUGCACUGUCACAAAUUACUCGCUGUAUUAUAAGAAUGGUUACUGAGGAGUAGCUUUACUGUACAGACUCGUAGGAAAGUUGUGUGAUAUUCUGGAAGAAAAGCAAGUCAUUACUCUCUGGUUUGUUCCUGCUCAGAUGUUUUAAAAGUCUCAUUCAUAACCCAUAACUUGCCUAUACCCAAACUCCGCCCAAACCUUCCCUAUUCUUCUUUCCACUCAUGAGUAGCACCUGUUGAGGGGGCUGUUGUAGCUGCUGCUUGAACAGAUGCUGUAUCUAUUCCAGGUCCUGCUGCAUCUUUGAGGACUUGAGUACAGAGCGGACUGCUCGUAGUCCUCAACAUUGAUAACAAUAGGAUAGAACGGUGCCUUAGAUUGAGAGUUAGUAUUUUUAUCGUAUCACAGUUAACUAAGAAAGCUUGUCUUUACCUCAGCCUCGACAAUCAGUCUACCCAACCAGGGCAACUGUGUGAAUAUGAAUCGUUCUCUGGAAGAUUUACAAACCUAACAAUGCCCUUCCACAAGUAAAAUUUGUACUGUAAAUAUAUCUAAAGUGUACUGAGAUGAUACAAACUGUUAAAACAAUAAAGUCUUGCAGAAAUA